Trematosphaeria pertusa is the source of this 1747-nucleotide messenger RNA. RefSeq lists its product as uncharacterized. The record is from RefSeq and is a predicted model, not a curated record. Bases 1 to 1683 code for a protein of 560 amino acids. Lineage: Eukaryota; Fungi; Ascomycota; Dothideomycetes; Pleosporales; Trematosphaeriaceae. The transcript is spliced from 5 exons.
AUGUUUGAUCUCUGCGCCGAGAGGUUGGUGGAGUGCGAGGAGAGGUUUGCGGAGAGGAAUGGACAUCGGUUUGUGGAGAUUUGGGAUAUCGGUGAUUCGCGAACGCCGAUAUACCGAUGCGGAGAUUUGAAGGAGAAGGAGAUUGCGGGUUGGGUGCAUGAGGAUCGAUCCGCGGGUGGCCCUGUGCAAGCUGGGUUGAGAGUGCUGUUGUCGCCAAAACCUUCCGGCAAACCUUCAAGCGGAAAGCUCCCCUUUACGCGAGAAACGUACCAAUCUCUAUCCCACGCAUGGUGCAUCCCAUCUACCUUCCUACGAGCCGUAACCCAAAAACUCUCCAUCGUUACGCAAUGCUCUGUUGCCCCAUGCAUCUCCUCACCGACAUCCUCACCCUCCUUUCCGUGGUUCUCGCAGGAUAGGAAAUAUCCUGCCGAAGCCGGCUCGAGAUCCAGUAAGAUAUCCGACCAAGCAAAAUGCCUGCUAGUCAGAGGCGACGUCGACUGGACAUGGGACUACACCCUCCUCCUAACCCACGACCCUACUACGUCAACAACCUACGUCCUAAUCGUCGGCCUCACCGCGACAGAAAUCGACCUCGUGAUUUCCUACCUCGCCCAGCUCUCGUAUGCAUCCCCACCGCACGUCUCCACGCACCCUUCUCUCCUGCCCAUUAUCUUACUAGACCUCGCUGCCGAUGAGACAUCAUCCCUACUCAAACUGCGCAUCAAGUUACUCAGCCAAAUCCAACAGCGCACCGGUAUGGACCGCUUCAACUCGUUGAAGAGCGCCACGAUUGCAGGGACUGCCAGGGGAGGAGGCGUGGAGGCGCGGAAGAGCUUGGGCGAUGAGAGGCAGGAUCUGGAUCUUGAUGCUGUGAUGUUGAGGUUGACGUGCUUAAGCGACUGGGUUGCGGCGCAGAAGAGUUUUGUGGGGCUCCAGGAGCGAGUCGUUAAGACUGUUGAGGGUAUGCUUGGUGGCAAUGGGACUGGGAUGGAGGAUGCGAGGAUGUUUAGGGAGAGGCUAGACUUCGUGCGCCAGACGCUGCUGGCUGCCGAAGAGAAGUGUCAGUACCUUGAACGAUCCAUCUCGGCGCAAGUACAAACAAUAUACUCUCUUAUAGCGCAAAAAGAUAACCGGCUCAACCACUCCGCUACCAGCGCGUCCUGCCAGAUCGCCUCCGACUCUCGCCGAAUCGCUAUCCUGACCCGCCGUGACAGCACCGAUAUGCGCAUCAUUGCUGCCGUUACAUUGAUCUUCUUGCCUGGAACGUUUGUUGCUACCGUGUUCUCGACGGGGUUGUUUGACUGGGGGAAUGGUGAUCCGACGCAGAAUAACGACUCAGGUGGAAGUGAAAGCGGAGGUGGGAAUAUGGUCUCAAGAUAUAUUUGGGUAUAUUUUAUGUUGACCGGCGCCUUGACAGCGGUAGUGCUGGUUGCCUGGAUACUGUUCUCUUGGGUGCAGAAGCGGAACAUGGUUCGGAGGUUCGGGUUCGACCUUGAGGAAGGGGGAGACGUGAUGGAAGAAACCGGAAAUUCUGGGAAAAGGAGGGAUACCGAGACUACCUUAGUGGAGCGGAAGAAGGCGUUUGACAGGUGGAGGGACGAAAUGUUGGGAACGUGGAAACGGCCGUGGAGAAAAGGACAGGACGAGAAAGUGUUGGCUGAGGAGCAGGUAAAGGUUGCGUAAUGAAGUAAAAAUUACGCUAUGGAAGAUGAUCAAAUAGAUUUUUCGGACGCAGAGUCGUAGAAUG